UCCACAGUUGAAAAAAAACUUUCGUGCGAGACAGACGUGUGUGACGGAACUCUUUGACUCUUUUAUUCGAAUUCGAACCAAAACCAAACCAAACCAAAAUCCAACUGCUAACUGCAACUUUGGCGCGACUUUUCGCGAAGUGAACGAGCUGAAAGCCAAGCGAAAUUAGAUGUGAAAAACGAGUGUGCAUGGCAGGCAGAAGAGAAAGAAAUAAGAAAUAAGGUGCAUAUGUGCAGCAAGUGUAACGAUACCCAAUACCCAGGCUAAAGCUAAAAUAAAAAAAAAAGUUAAAACACAAAAAACAAAAACAAAUAAUACCCCUUAGUGGCCAGCAGCCAUGUCUACGAAACUGGAGCAGCAGCAGCACUCGAAGCCCAUUCUGAGUCCAACUCGAUCCCUGGACGAAGGUUUCGAAAGUGAUCCGGAUCGGGUUUCCACUGAUUCGGAGCAUCAGACAAGUGGAACCACUAGCACCGCCACUGCGGCCAAUACAGCCACCAAUAACAAUGCCAGCAAGUUGGCCCAGCUUAGUUCGGCGGCCACUGGGGGCGCCACUAAGACGUCGGUUGGAGCAACUGCAUCCAGUGCAUCGAUGGUGAAUUCCGGUAAUGUCAGGGGCGCACUUACUUUGGCUGCCCCCCAGCUGCAGAGGCGGGAGUUUUUCGCAAAGGAUCAGGGAAAACUAAGGCAUCAGGCACCCCAGCCACAGCCUCGCCUCCAGUACCAAAAACAACGACAACCCCUGGUGCCCAGUGCCGCAUCCAGUGUUCAUAAUCACCGGUUAACUGCAUCGCUUCAGCAGGGAUCCUCGGGAUCUGGCAAUAUUUUGGGCACCGGAACCGGAACUGGCAACUAUCGACGCGGACGACGGCUCCACAUGAAUCCCCCACGAAACGGCAUUCGCUCCCAUUCGGUGGACGCCAUUUCGCGACACAAUCGUCAUGGUUACGAUCCCAGUAGCCUUAUCCUGAAACACGACGGAAAUGGCAAUAUAAGCAGCAGCAAUGCCGGUGGCGCCACCACCACCACCCGCAUGCUGAACUACAAGACACCGGGCGGAGGCAGUGCAGCCGGAGCCCCAGCAGCCGGACAGGCUCUGCUCGUCCAACCAAUUUCCAGUGCCACAUUAUCCCCACUGGUGGCCGCUGGCGUAGUAGAUGUGGUCGAGGGAGGUGGCUCCUCGCCGGUUAUUGCCUCGGCCACCCACAGCUUAUACACUUUCUAUCCGGCGGAGGGGAAUCUCCAGGUGUGGCAGACGGAGUGCGGCGACCUCACCUACAAGUCGUCCCGGAAUAUGCAUCAACUACACAAGGCUCCCGUAUGCUGGACGCAGUCCAUUCCCAGGCAGGCUAGAAGAUACAUAACACCAGCAGCAGCGGCUACGGCAACGGCAACCUCAUCAACCUCAGCGACAGGAGGCGUCGGUGGCACCAAUCUGGCGGUUUAUCCCACUGCCACCGCCCAGGUGUAUCGCUCCAACAACGGCCUGGAUGUUCUGGACUGUGCUGGUCUGGAGCAUCACAACGCGGCCACCACAUCCGGACACUCUGGCAGCGGCUUCUCCCAGCGACUCAGGGAAUUGGCCGCCUCCGCCGGACUACUCUCCCUGAAACCCCGACAGCCCCUCAAGCCGGUGAUCAAGACACGUGGCUCACCCGGACCGGAAUUCCCCAAGAAGGUCACCUUUAGUGCCUUUGCCACCGUGCAGGUGGUGUGAGAAAGGCGUACAGUGGGUCUAGCAUCUGUGGCAUCUGUGCAGGCACAGAGCAAGUUUCAUCUUGCACUUGUUAACCAUUAUUUGUUGUUGUUUUUAUAUUCGUUGCUGUUGUUAAAUGUUUAGCCAAAACUAUGGGAAUCAUAAGUGGAGAAAAUUCCUGAAAAUCGAAAAAAAAAACAUAAAUUGUUGUGCCAUGUCAGUGGCUUGAAAUGAAAAUAAUAAAAACCAUAUAGAAAUGAAUAAUACACCCCAUAGCUGAAGAAAAUACCUCAAAGACCCCAAAUCUCUAUCUGCUUUCAUCUUAAUUAUGCUAUUACUAUACAUUUUCCUUUGGUAGACUGACUUUUCAACAACUUUCCUAUAGUUCCUCUCGAUCACCCUCUACUAAAACAGUAUUUUCCAUCUAUUUUCAUCUUUCAAUCACUUUCCUCACAAACACACCCUGAAAACUUUGUAAAAAAAUAAAGACUAUUAAUGCAGAAAUUCUAAAUAUUUUCUUUUAAAUUGUAAAUAUAUAUGAAUUUUUGCUUAUAACAAUUAUAAACAGCAAAUAUAGUCAUAAAUAUAUGUAUUCAUGUAAUAUGUAAGUCUGUUUUGUGUAUGUGUGUAUAUAUAUAAACCAUGAUUUUGCAUUGAUUAUUUUAUAGGGAAUGAAAAACACCUUCGAAUCCACACAAAUUUUAAGCAAAACUGCUGUAUAUUGUAUUUAAAGUAUGAUAAAGUAUAUUAUUUAAGCCUAAUAUUAUGCAUGAUAAAUAAAAUAUAGAUAAAACCAAA
Drosophila eugracilis is the source of this 2494-nucleotide messenger RNA. RefSeq lists its product as uncharacterized. NCBI's taxonomy places the organism in Eukaryota, Metazoa, Arthropoda, Insecta, Diptera, Drosophilidae. The record is from RefSeq and is a predicted model, not a curated record.